Molecule: messenger RNA, 987 nt
Organism: Diaporthe amygdali
Lineage: Eukaryota; Fungi; Ascomycota; Sordariomycetes; Diaporthales; Diaporthaceae
Product: hydroxyquinol 1-2-dioxygenase
Exons: 3
Coding region: 1-987 (328 amino acids)
Biological process (GO): catechol-containing compound metabolic process
Molecular function (GO): catechol 1,2-dioxygenase activity; ferric iron binding
Source: RefSeq, a predicted model, not a curated record
AUGGCAGAGAACGUGAAUACGCCAGAGCUUCUGGACCUGACCAUUGACAAUAUCACACCCAACACGAUCAGGAUCAACAACCAAGGCAAGAAUGAACGGCUCAAGUUUCUGUUGGAUCGGCUCGUUACGCACCUGCAUGACUUCGCGCGCGAGACCCGACUCAGUACGGAUGAGUGGAUGACGGCGUUAUUGUUCCUGACCAAGGCCGGGCAGAUCUGCAGUGACGUUCGGCAAGAAUUCAUCCUCCUCUCUGAUAUCCUCGGCCUGUCCCUUCUGAUCGACAGCAUCAACCACCCGAAGCCGCCAAACGCCACAGAGGGCUCCCUCCUAGGCCCCUUCCACACGCACGAUGCGCCGACCCUGCCCAAUGGCGCGCGCAUGGCCAGCGACCCCGAGGGCGAGCCCAUGCUCGCGAUCUGCACCGUCAAGGACACCGACGGCAACCCCGUGGCCGGCGUCAAGAUCGACAUCUGGGAGACCGACAGCAGCGGGCACUACGACGUGCAGCAUUCGGACCGCGGCGAGCCGAGCGAGCGUUGCAUCCUCGUGAGUGACGAGCAGGGCCGCUUCUGGUUCAAGGGCAUCAAGCCCGUCAGCUACCCCAUCCCGCACGACGGGCCCGUGGGCAAGCUUCUGCUGCAGCUGGGCCGGCACUGCUAUAGGCCGGCGCAUGUGCAUUUCAUGUUCGAGAAGGAAGGCUGGGAUCACUUCAUCACCGCGCUCUACCUCCGCGGCGACCCGUAUGAGAAAUCCGACGCGGUCUUCGGCGUCAAGAAGAGCUUGACUAUCGAUCUCGACAAGGUGGACAAGAAGACGGCAGAGGAGUAUGACGUACCGGAAGGUACCUGGCUGCUGAGGAAAGACUUCGUGAUAAUCACCGAGAAGGAGAGCCUGGCGCUGAGAGAUGAACAGACAACAAAGGCGCUCAAAGAGCAGGGACUCAAGAUGAAGCUGGUUGACCAUUUGCCUGUGCCAGACGUAGACUGA